ACUCUGUUCUUUCAUAAAAACCUAAGGUGAGGCUCCCCGUUCACCCCCACCACCAUCGAGAAACAGACCUUUCUCAAUGCCCAAUUGAUUUCCAGUACCUAGUUUAUUUAAUUCAAACCUUUUUCCUUAAUUAAUUUGAUUAGGUUGUCAUUAGGAAGUUAGGAUUCUCUUAAUCCAUGGCUUCUACGGCGAGAAAAGACGUCGAUCGGAUCAAAGGUCCAUGGAGUCCCGAAGAAGACGAGGCGUUGCGAAGACUGGUCCAAAACUAUGGCCCUAGAAACUGGUCUUUAAUAAGCAAAUCGAUUCCUGGUCGAUCUGGCAAGUCGUGCCGGUUGCGAUGGUGUAACCAGCUUUCCCCCGAGGUCGAACACAGGCCCUUUUCACUUGAAGAAGAUGAAACCAUUAUCCGGGCCCAUGCUCGUUUUGGCAACAAGUGGGCCACCAUAGCUCGCCUCCUCAAUGGCCGCACAGAUAACGCCAUCAAAAACCAUUGGAACUCCACCCUCAAGCGAAAAUGUUCUUCCUUCACUGACGACUUAAGCGACGAUGCAGAUGCCCGACAACCUCUCAAAAGAUCCGCCAGCGUUGGAGCGGGCACCAACAUCUCUGGUCCGGUUUCGGGUCUUCAUUUGAACCCUAGCAGUCCUUCCGGAUCCGAUGUCAGUGAUUCCAGCUUGGCCGGCAUGUCAUCUUCUCCAGUUUACAGGCCCCUGUCGAAAACGGGUUCCCUUGUCCCACCAGUUCUUUCAAUCGAUGCUGCCUCAUCCACCACGGAUCCGCCAACAUCUCUGAGCCUUUCUCUUCCUGGAUCCGAUUCUUGCGAAGCCUCAAUCCAAGUACCUAAUUCCGGGUCAGGAACCGGAUUCAAUCGCGGAGUAAACCCGAUACAAGAUGUACAGACACCGGUUGCACCGCCAACUGCUGCUGGGGUGCAGCAAGCUCCAGCUGCACAACAUAACGGAGUUGGGUAUGAGAGGCAGUUUUUCAGUCCUGAGUUUUUGGCAGUGAUGCAAGAGAUGAUACGGAAGGAAGUGAGAAAUUACAUGUCUGGUAUAGAGCAGAAUGGGCUGUGCUUGCAAACUGAAGCCAUAAGGAACGCUGUAGUUAAGCGUAUUGGCAUUAGCAGAAUCGAGUAGACAAACAAAGUAGUGUCUAGUGAUCAAGAUGAUCCAGCAGAGUCGAGUCAGCAGGAAUCGGGGAGAGAGAGGAGGUGUGGGAUGAGAGAAAAUGGAGUUGAAAAUGAUCCUUGUUUACUCAAGUUCCUUUAAUCGUUGCUUUAUACAGAAGAAAUAAUUUUGGUAGUGUACAGAGAAACAAAAUGGUAUUUAGAGUGUUUCUUUUAUGGGAGAAGAAGAGGAUCUCUGAUGAUAAGUGGAGAUUAAAAAAAAAAAAAAACUUUUUGAAUAUAAACUUCAAGAGAAGAAAAAUCUCCUUGUUGGUUC
This is a messenger RNA of Hevea brasiliensis (rubber tree), 1442 nucleotides long. Its product is annotated as transcription factor MYB44. Gene Ontology annotation, biological process: regulation of DNA-templated transcription. The record is from RefSeq and is a predicted model, not a curated record. Bases 177 to 1136 code for a protein of 319 amino acids. The transcript has a single exon. Gene Ontology annotation, cellular component: nucleus. NCBI's taxonomy places the organism in Eukaryota, Viridiplantae, Streptophyta, Magnoliopsida, Malpighiales, Euphorbiaceae. Gene Ontology annotation, molecular function: RNA polymerase II cis-regulatory region sequence-specific DNA binding; DNA-binding transcription factor activity, RNA polymerase II-specific.